This is a messenger RNA of Gigantopelta aegis, 2193 nucleotides long. Its product is annotated as atrial natriuretic peptide receptor 1-like. The record is from RefSeq and is a predicted model, not a curated record. NCBI's taxonomy places the organism in Eukaryota, Metazoa, Mollusca, Gastropoda, Neomphalida, Peltospiridae. The transcript has 20 exons. Gene Ontology annotation, biological process: cGMP biosynthetic process; receptor guanylyl cyclase signaling pathway; intracellular signal transduction. Gene Ontology annotation, molecular function: peptide receptor activity; protein kinase activity; guanylate cyclase activity.
AUGGCGCUGAAAACCGCCAGUCUGAACGCCAGAAUCAUCUUCCUGUUCUUCACGCCAGAGGUCGCCGCGACAAUCUUACUAGCUGCCCGCGAACUUGGAUUCACAUCCGGGGAAUUCGUGUUUAUCAGACUCUUGUCUUCCAGUGACGACAUCGAAUCCUUUCCAGAUAUAACAUGGCGGCUCGGCAACCACGAUGAAGAGGCGCUGAAACAAGCCUACCAAAGUGUUCUGCUACUCACCUCGUACAAGACCAACUCUACGAUCUGCAAACAGUUCCUAGAGAAUGCAAACAACAGAUCGAUUCGAGACUAUGGCCUGGAUUUUAGACAACAUCCGAUCUUUUUCGGGUGGUCCGUAGUGGUCUGGACCUGUGGACGAUUCCAGCGCCAGAGGCUCGAGUCGCCGCAGCGGCAUGAGACAAUUUUUACAUCAGUGGAGAUGUUUUUCAUCAAUAAGAACGGCGACAGGGACACCGACGUCUACGUCGUCGACCUGACGGAUCACGCGAGGGAACGUUUCAGGCGAUGGAAGAUGCACGAGAAGAAGUCGUUGUGGUGGUGGUACGUCGACGAGAAUGAUGUCACAAUAGUGGGCAACACUGUCGCCAACUCCAUGCUGAGUCUAAUGGCACGAGACGGAAAGCCACCAGAGUAUGCCAUCUACAAGGGUACAGGGGUAUCUUUACGACACUUAACCUCUCUGAAACAAGUCCAUGUCAACAAACAAGUUCUAAAUGAAUUCAAAAAUAUCCGAGAACUGAAUCAGAACAAUCUGGUGAAGCUGCUGGGGGCGUGUCUCACGUCAGACACCAAGUUCUUUAUCACGGAGUUCUGUUCCAAGGGUAACCUGCAGGAUCUUCUGUCAAAUGUCAGUAUCAAUCUAGACGCCCAGUUCAAAUAUUCUUUAUGUACCGACAUCGUACAGGGCAUGUCUUACAUUCACUCGAGUCCCGUACAGCAUCAUGGUCGACUCACUAGCGCCGUAUGUCUGAUAGACAACAGGUUUUCCGUGAAGAUAUCAGAUUUCGGACUUCCUUCAAUACACAGUCAGAUGAUAGUGGACGAAACAUCGCUGGAAUAUAAACAAUCUUGUUUGUGGAAAGCACCCGAAAUUCUCAAAAGUCACGUUCGAAACAUGGCAUCACAGGAAGGGGAUAUUUAUAGUUUUGGAAUCAUUCUUCAGGCAAUUAUCACCAGGAAGGCGCCAUUUGCACUGGAAACAAACGACAUCGACAUAGACACACUGCUGGAGAAGAUAAAACAAGGCUGCACAACCCAGCUGCGACUGGUGGAGAACGUGUCACAUGACGAGCAGGGACUUGCCAGUCUGAUGAAGCACUGUUUGAAUGAAGAUCCCAUAGAGAGACCAACGUUCCAGGAGAUCAAAGUGACCAUCAGCCAACAGACCAGGUAGGUGAACAGUAAUCUGUUUGACAACCUCCUGAGUCGAAUGGAGCUGUACGCCAACAAUCUGGAGAAAUUAGUGGACGAGAAGACCAAAGAGCUGAAAAACGAAAAGAAGAAAUCAGAAGAACUCUUAUACCAGAUUCUACCAAGGAGCAUUGCUGACAGUUUAAUGGAAGGGCGACAGAUCAAACCUGAGUCGUACGACAGCGUGACCCUCUACUUCAGUGACAUUGUCGGCUUUACGGCAUUAUCGGCCAAGUCCACACCGUUCGAGGUUGUCAAUCUUCUGAAUGAUUUGUACACGUGUUUCGACGGCAUCAUUGAGCAUUUUGACGUAUACAAGGUGGAAACUAUAGGUGACGCAUACAUGGUUGUGUCUGGACUUCCGGUCCGAAACGGAAACAACCACGCUAGAGAAAUAGCCCGGAUGUCAAUGGCCAUGCUGGAGGGGAUUCAGAAUUUCCGGGUCCGACACAUGCCAGACAAGAGAGUCCAGAUGCGCAUCGGUCUGCAUUCAGGAACAGUAUGCGCGGGUGUGGUGGGUCUAAAGAUGCCGAGAUACUGUUUGUUUGGAGACACCGUGAACACAUGUUCGAGGAUGGAGUCCAGUGGAGAAGCUAUGAAGAUUCACAUCAGUCCUGACACAAUGACUAUACUAAGACUAUUCCAGACAUUCCAGAUAGCUGAUCGAGGAACCGUCAACAUCAAGGGAAAAGGACUGAUACAUACAUACUGGUUGCUUGGCGAGACAACCAAAUCUAAUUCAGAUCUGUAUAGCGGGACAUGA